CAGAAAGAAGGCAUGAUAAAUUACAAAUAAUGUUUAACUGAGCUGUUCAAAAAUCACAUUUACUGUCUAAAUACAUUUCAUCUUAUUGCCUUGCUUUAUCAUUUUUUAUCCUAUAAAAUUUUGCUGAACAACUGUUGUACUAAAUUACGUAUAUUGUCCGAAGUUUAACAGGUAGACCAUCAAAAUGCCUUCAAGCGGAAGUAAUUUAUAUAUAGACGACUUAGUGAACUUUGAUGAACCAACGGUGUCAAAUGAAAAAAGCGAAAUAGCUGAAUUUUUUUCUCAUACUAAUGUUUUGGUAACAGGAGGUACGGGUUUUCUAGGAAAACUACUCAUCGAGAAGUUGCUCAGAAGCUGUCCAGAUAUUUUAAGAUUAUAUAUGAUAGUGAGACCGAAAAAGGGGAAAACUGCUUUGGAACGAUAUAAAGAAAGUUUCGAAGAAGUUAUAUACGACAAAUUAAGAUGCCAGCAACCGAAUUUUCUUAAAAAAAUAGUAAUAUUAGAAGGCGAUGCAGCGAAAGAAGAUUAUGGACUGUCGCCAGAAGAUAAGAAGACUUUAAUGAAUGUGAAUAUUAUUUUUCAUGCAGCUGCAGUUGUGCGAUUUGACGAAAAAAUUCGGACUGCAGUAAACAUCAAUGUCAGAAGCACAAAAUUUUUAUUGUCAUUUGCAAAAAAAUUACCAAAUUUUAAGGCUUUUGUGCAUGUAUCAACUGCAUUUUCCAAUUGCGUACGUAAGAAUAUUGAUGAAGUACACUAUACAGAUAUUAUAGAUGCAGAUAAAGUUUUAACAUUGUUGGAUACGUUGGAUGAUGGGAGACUUGAACAAAUGACCCCUAUGUUGCUUGAUAAAUGGCCAAAUACAUAUGUAUUUACUAAGGCACUAGGAGAAAAUAUGGUAUUAAAGUAUGGUGAUGAUCUUCCAGUUUGUAUUGUACGUCCCAGUAUCGUUAUAGCGACUGACAAGGAACCAAUUUCUGCAUGGAUAAAUAAUAUGUAUGGACCCACAGGUGUAGUUAUGGGUAGCGGUAUAGGUUUGUUACAUACAUUGCAUUGUAAAGAAGAAAAUAUAGCAGAUAUCAUACCAGCUGAUUAUGUUAUUUCCAACAUUAUUUCUUCUGCUUGGGAUGUUGCCAAUAGAAAAGUUGCAAUAAAGUCAGACCAAUCUUCUAAUUUACCUGAUGAGGAAAAAAUACCUGUUUAUAAUUCAGUAUCUUCUUGUCAAAAACCAAUUUCUUGGGGUGAAUUUAUGAAGCUUAAUGAAAUUUAUGGAUUAAAAGUACCUAGUACAAAAGUUAUUUGGGUUUAUACACUGACACUCAAUAGAUAUUUAUUUCUUCACAAUAUCUAUGCUUUCUUAUUUCACAUAAUACCAGCAAUUAUUGUUGAUACAUUGGCUUAUCUCACUGGUCGGACACCUAUAUUAUUAGAUGCAUACAAAAAGAUACAUAAAUUUAGCACUGUGAUACAUUACUUCGCAAUAAAUGAAUGGAAGUUUAAAAAUGACAAUGUUAUAAAACUUUGGAACAAGAUGAAUUCUACUGAUCGACAAAUUUUCUGCCUUAAUACAGAAUACUUGGACUGGAAGGAAUAUUUUUAUUAUCAUAUAAGAGGUGUUCGUAUGUAUUUAUUAAAAGAUCCUUUGGACACAGUAGAAGCAGGAAUAAUCAAAUAUGGAAAGUUACGUCUAGCGCAUAAUACAAUCAUGUUAACAAUAUCACUAUUACUUUUAUGGGUUGCGAUAUCAUUCAUAAGUUUUCUUUGGUCUUUCUGUCCUUUAUCACAUUAAUAAUUAUUGAUAGUAAUAUUGUAGUUCUUUUAUCUACAUUAGAUUUAAAACAAUCUUUUCCUAUUAAAGUGCACAUUCAUGUUACAAACAGUUGUUCACUAUCGAACUUAUUUCAUUAUAAUGAUAAUAGAUGUCGCCACAAAGCUAUAUUAUCUUUAUUGAAAUAAAAUGUAUAUAUUCUUUUAACUUUAUUACAAUAUUCAAUUUGUUAAGUAAGGAAAUAUUUGCCUUCAUAUUUUGUAAGAAAUAUUAAGAUUGUUUUAUUUAUAAUUGACUAAUUUUGUCGGUUCUGACAUUUCUAUAUUUGGUCAAAACAGAAAGCUAGAGAAGUUUCAAGUUAUUUACAAAUUUUAUUUAUAUUAUUUUUAUACUAUUUAUAUAUAAGCAAAACAUUAAAAAUUUUCUAUAAUAAUUAUAAUUUAUAUAAUAUUUAAGCAUUUGUAAUAUGUGAAGUCUUUAUUUCAAAUUAUUAACUUGUUUAUAUAGGGAUAUUUUUAAUGUAUUAAUAUCACAAGUAAAAAAGAAUAGAAGGUAUCAGAAGUGUUAUUGAAAUUCUUAUAUUGUGAAAUAAUAUAAAAAAAAGUGAAAUAGUUAUUUUAAGGAAUAAAAAUUUGAAAUAUCAUAUAGAAAUAUAUUUUCAUAAAUAAAUUAAAAAUUAAAAUUUUGUUCACUAAGAAUUUUUAACCGAGUGUAUUAAACUAAAAAGUUUCUAAUCAUGAAAAUGAAAUAUAUGCGUAGGUGUCCCUUCUCAAUUUAUAGCCGCGUUGUUAAUAGGUGCGACUACAGUCUUGUCUACAUGCUGGGCACAUUGUAUACAAACUGAUUGAUUUAUUGUAGUACGAAGCACUACUGAAAGUGUUCUUUUUCCAAUUUAAAUACUGGAUGUACUAGUAGUUAUCAUAUUUUUCUUAUUUCAAUACGAUUUUUUACUUUAAAAUAUUAGCUUAGGUUUUACAAUUCUUAUAGACUUGUUCUAACUAUAAAUUAAAAUGAAUCAAUAGGAAUAAAAUAUAGAGAGCUGGGAGGAAGAUUUUACACAUAUUUUUCGUGUAUCUUUUAUGGCUAUGUAUCAAAAUUUAUAUAACCCAUUUAAUAUGAAUAAUAAAUUUGUUAUUAUGCUGUAAUAUGCUUGUAUUUGAUAUUAAUCACGAUAUUAAAAGUAUUAUAAAAGCUUGGUAUAACCAAGACUGGAGAAAUACUAUAUAAAUACAUAAUAUGUAACAGGAAUGGAUCGAAGGGCAGAUGAGGAAAAGAAGCGGGUAAGUUGUGCGCCACCAUCGUACAUCGAGCGUCAGAGUGUAGUGCGAUACGGGGAUGGAGGCCGCGCGAGCAGGCAAGCGGUUCAAGCGAACAGAGUCGAGGAUCGAGAACCAACCGGCGACUCAGGAAGGCAGUGCACGCCCGACUGCCGACACGAGCGGAUGGCGUACGUUGCCGCUCGCGCCACGAUUACCUCGUGAUUUUCCUUUCUGUCAGAGAUACCGUCGGUCACCGUUGUCGAUCUCUUGUGACGAGUCACACAGUACUCUAAACUAAACCAUCUAUUGCGAUUGCACACAGUCGGAGUCUUCAAGUUCGUUUGUGACUUUGUGUGCCGCGCUUCGAUCGCGGAAUAAGAAAAAGAAAAAAACAAACGAACGAGCGAGAGACAACAUAAAAGGAAAUAAAGAAACGGAGAAGGCGAAAGGUAGAUUUUUCCCUUUGAUCUUUGUCUCUGAUCGUCGAUUUUCAUCGUGGUCGUUUCGUGUUUUGUCAUCGACGGACAUCGCGUACGUACACGUUUUAACACCACGUGUGUGCGCACGCACGCACGCACCAACUCCAACGACGCACGUAUUUACUAUAUUAUCAGGCCCGCGCGACUGGCGUACGGGGCGCCCUCCAAAAGUCGUGUGUGCGCGUGCAACCCUACCGGAGCCCGCUGACGUUGGUUACCAUAGUAGCGCGCGUGCCGAUCAGCUGAUCGUUGGGAUCCGAGCGUGUUCGACCGUCGGCAGUCGGCCAGCAGCGGCUCCGUCCACUCGUUUCAUGCGUUCGUGCAACUCGCUUGCCUUUCGCGCCGUGAUUUAGUGAUCAACCAACUAUUUCGUCAACAUCCCAUCUCCCAUUGUGACAACGCAUAGUUCCAGGAAAAUUCUCGAUACAACUAGACAAACUUGAAUAGAUCGUAUAUAACGGUCGGAUCAUCCUCUUAUUCGCUGUUUUUGCGGUUAGAAGGAUGCACUGUUACAUUUUAUUCGUACUGUCAAUGUAAUUAGCCAAGUAAACGACCAGACGUUGGCUCAAGUAUGAUUUGAAGUAGCCAAAGCCAAACUAAGUACGUUGUUCGAGUAAUUCAUUUGUGUGCUUGUGACAAGGAAAACCAAAGCAUUUCGAGAUACACCAUUGCAUACGACUAUCGAGACCUUGCCAUGAUUCACGUCACGCAUUUUAAAUUCAACCGUCCAGAAGCGAAAUUCAACGGAGAUAUGUCCAGCGACAGUGGAUUCGAGUAUUAGAUAUCAUGGUUUGUUUAAUUAAACGUUGUAAAGUAUCCCGAUUGAAACAUCGAAUCAUUUUUGUUGUCGAACGUUUUCAAAUUACAUUCGAACAAAAGUUUAUAGAACGCAAGAAACAAGCUUGGUGAUGGUCGCUGCGUAUUUCUAACCGCGCCCGAUAAUCGAAACUAUGUUCGAUAAAUAAUAACAAUAAACACACGCCGUCUCUUGAAGCAGUAAUUUACCGUGCGUUAUGUUUUCAAUAGCGUUGUCAGGUGACCUUACGUACGUGACUAACCGUGCGACCAUCAAUGACACGCUACAAAAUCAACAAAACAAACUUAAACUGAAAAACGAUCACUCAUUCAAGUAGAUAUUUCGGGGAAUUACGAAGAACGCCCUUGCCACUUCUCGUAAUCGAUUAAUUUGCAAAUGAAACAAAAUUCAAUCACUCGAAUUAAAUCGAUGUAUCGCAGCAUUCGCAAAAAUGAAACAUAAUCAUUUCGAAUCGAUCAAUCAGAAGAUGGUGUUGCAGUGAAGUUUGGAAAAAAUAUCGAUAUAUCGAUAUUGUUUGGUGUCAGGUGUCGCUAGACUGCAGUGAACGAUGGCCACACAGUCUUCGUACGUACGAAAUGAAGAACAAAACACGUCGGGAUUGGAAGUAACGGUUGUGGUGAAUGAUAAUUUUCAUUAAAACAAUAUUCAGGCUCGUUUGGUAACGGGAUAUCGCAGAAUGUGAAAGCUUUUUUGUACGGACACAAAUUUUUGACAAUCGUUUGUACCUGUGACGAAUCACUUGACUGCAUGAACCAGACUCCGUGUGAAUAUGUGAAGUGACUGAAUUCUUUUUUUAUCGAACUUUCGUCAAAAGUGAUUUUUUGUUUUAUUUCGUGCUGUGCCUGUAACUGUAUCUUUAUGCGCCAAUUGCAACAAUGACAAUUCAAAGUAAUUUCUCGUUCACGCGGAAACUCUGUGAUAGCCAAUGCCAGCAACGCCAUUACUCGGAUUAAGUCAAGUGUAAGAAGAUCGGUUCCUGAUAUCAUCUUGAUAGAAAGCUUGGUGACGUACGCCGAACGGGCCAGUAUUCAUGCCAGUAUGCCAAUCAGAUGCCAGUAGAGAGCCAGUAUCUGUAUCUGUCGCCACCGAUAGCCAAUUAAUAAGUUACUUAGAUAGUUAAAUUAAUAGACGAUACA
Bombus pascuorum is the source of this 5456-nucleotide messenger RNA. Its product is annotated as fatty acyl-CoA reductase wat-like. The record is from RefSeq and is a predicted model, not a curated record. The transcript is spliced from 9 exons. Bases 185 to 1786 code for a protein of 533 amino acids. Lineage: Eukaryota; Metazoa; Arthropoda; Insecta; Hymenoptera; Apidae. Gene Ontology annotation, molecular function: alcohol-forming very long-chain fatty acyl-CoA reductase (NADP+) activity. Gene Ontology annotation, cellular component: peroxisome. Gene Ontology annotation, biological process: long-chain fatty-acyl-CoA metabolic process.